UCCUCCGAACGCGCGCCUGUUGAUUUUCACCUUCCGCUCUUGUCAGUAGCGCUAAAAUGUCUGAGAAGUCGACUCUCGCGCGAGUUUCUGAGACUCCUCAUGCAAAGCAAAACGGUGAAUCGUUAUUCAAUGGUCAUGGACGUAAAAUACUGUCAAAAUUUCGUUCUUACGACCGCGACCUAGCUCCCGAGGAGCCGGAGCCUCAACAAGUGCUCGAACUGACCCGAGUUUAUAGGCAACUCCUGACUGGAAUCCGUGAGGAUCCCAAUAGGCAAGGACUGCUGAAAACACCGGAAAGAGCGGCCAAAGCAUUUCUUUUCUUUACCAAGGGAUAUGAGCAAACUUUAGAAGACGUAGUUAAUGACGCCAUCUUCGAAGAAGAUCAUGAUGAAAUGGUAAUUGUAAAAGAUAUCGAAAUGUUCUCUAUGUGCGAACACCAUUUGGUUCCAUUUAUAGGAAAGGUUUCAGUUGGUUAUCUCCCAAAUAAAAAAGUUCUUGGAUUGAGCAAAUUAGCAAGGAUUGUGGAAGUGUACAGCAGACGUUUGCAAGUUCAAGAACGUCUCACUAAACAGAUAGCUGUAGCUGUAACUGAAGCUAUUGGACCCACAGGAGUUGGUGUUGUAAUAGAAGCGACACACAUGUGCAUGGUGAUGAGAGGAGUACAAAAGCUGAACAGUAAGACAAUAACAAGCACAAUGUUAGGAGUUUUCAGGGAAGAUCCAAAAACAAGAGAAGAAUUUUUAAGUUUAAUUCGUCAGAACUGAAGAAACAAAGAAUUAUAUAAAUGUUACAUCAAUUAAUUUCUGAAUAACAAUGUUACGUGCAGAUUUAAAACGCAAAAAUCCAUUAACCCUUCUGGACAGUUUCAUGUUGCUUCCAACUUUUCUGAACUACUGUCGUCCACUAUUUACAGUAAAAGCUCGACCAUCCGGAAACUUCGGAAAAUGCUGAACUCGGGAUACGCGAAAAUUCCGAAUAACUGAGCGUAUAAAGAAAUCACUUAAUGGUAGAAACCCCAAAUGAAUGAAGAAAAAAUUUCUGGUUUAAUAUUAUAAAAA
Messenger RNA from Stegodyphus dumicola, 1058 nucleotides. It is a transcript of the gene Pu, whose product is annotated as GTP cyclohydrolase punch. The record is from RefSeq and is a predicted model, not a curated record. Gene Ontology annotation, cellular component: cytoplasm. Gene Ontology annotation, molecular function: GTP binding; zinc ion binding; GTP cyclohydrolase I activity. Gene Ontology annotation, biological process: tetrahydrofolate biosynthetic process; tetrahydrobiopterin biosynthetic process. Lineage: Eukaryota; Metazoa; Arthropoda; Arachnida; Araneae; Eresidae.